Macrosiphum euphorbiae (potato aphid) is the source of this 495-nucleotide messenger RNA. The record is from the annotation of a GenBank genome assembly. NCBI's taxonomy places the organism in Eukaryota, Metazoa, Arthropoda, Insecta, Hemiptera, Aphididae.
AUGUCGAACAUUGUAGAAAUUCCGGAUCCCCGAUCGCCUACUGUAGCUUUUGUCAGAACUCCGUUACGAGUGGUGAAAAUGAUAAUCGACGAAGAAAAUAUAUCGACAGAGACACGAAUAAACAACGAAGUAUUUGAAAACGCUUUGUCUGGAAAUCUACUGAUGUCAUCACCAAUUGUCAGUAACACUUUUGAUACAGAUGAUUCAUUCCAUUCAGCAGUUGGUGAAAAUGAUAUUGAACCUCUGAUAAGCAGUACGGACUCUAAAGGAGUGAAAGACAGUAAUAAGAAAAAUAGGAGAGCACUGGGGUGCAUUAAAAAUCGUCUGAUUGAAACACCGAAGACGGACAUGCGUCGUAAACUUUGGCGUAACAUGGAGGAUGAAAGAGUAAAAAAAGGAGUUAAUAAUGGAAUUGAAAAUACACCACCGUUACCCUUUAAGGACUUGACUGCUUCAGCUCCUCCAAAAUUAUAUAGACACCGCAAGUUUACAUAA